UAAACCCCAUACCAACUUCCACACUCCGUCCCUUCCUAUGGCUUCCGCCACCGUCGAUUCCGCCGCAAGCCCUACAGACGGCGGAUUACUCCGAUUGGAUUCAAUUCCCAUUGUGGAUCUCCGCCUCCUCUCCCAGUCGGAGCUCAAUUCCCUCUCCCGCUGCUCCUCCACCGCCGCCGACGACGUCGUCAUCCCAAUCAUCGACCGCUCCGUCUUCAACGAGUCCGCCGGCUCCAGAAAGCAGACCUACUCCCGCCUCCGCCUCGCUCCCACCGAUCCCUCGUCCCCCGCCACUCCUCGCUCCCGCACGCCCCAUCUCCGCUCCCCCGCCGCCGCCUAUGGCUCCAUCAACACUAAAACCGAUCCGGAAAACGUCGAGAAUCACCAAAUCAUCAAUCUCCUGAAGCAAUUCUUCGUCGCGGACAUGGAUCCCGCCGAUUUAUUCCCGGUGAAAAUAGAAUACCUAAAUUCGCUGCCUCCGCAGCAAUUUUCAUCCCCGCCGUCUCCGCCCCCGGCUAAUUUCCCCUCUAUCGGAGUCAAACGGAAGCGCGGCCGGCCCCGCAAGGCCGUGGAAGUCAGUGUAAUUGACGGAAGCUAUGCGGAUACGUUGCAAUUGCCAAUGCCAUCGCUGAGUGAAUUCAUUCCGCGUGACAAUGCGGAUGAUAAAGACAGAGAAGUGUUGAAUAGCGACGGAGUGGCCGUGGAUUUGGCGGCGUUGGGCGCCUCGGAGCAUCCUUAUCGGGAGGAGAUCCGGCAGAGGACCGAUGGAAUGCGAACAGAAGAGGAAUUGUUAGGGUUUUUGACGGGAUUGAAUGGAAGGUGGGGAAGUAGGAGGAAGAAGAAGAGGAUUGUUGAUGCUAAUGAGUUCGGAUCGAAGCUGCCGGUUGGUUGGAAGCUUUCGCUCUCUGUGAAGAAGAAAAAUGGCAAUGUAUGGCUCUAUUGCCGUCGCUACAUAAGCCCCAGUGGACUGCAUUUUGUUACAUGCAAGGGAGUAUCAUCAUACUUGCUCUCUCUUCAUGGCAUGCAAGAUACAAAUCCAUGCUUUGUCCAAUAUAAUGACAUUGUUCAUGAUGCUGAUAAAUUGACUACUGUCCCACUCGUUGUACAAGAUGAUUAUGAAAUUGAAACCUUCUCCCAUGCACCAUCACCUCCUUUGGAUUUGGUAACUACUAAUCCUGAAAUCCAAGUUACAGUAAAUUUGGGGAAUGCUUCAGAGGAUAGAAUAGGAGAGAGUCUAUGUUGCCACAAGUGCAAUAUAACUUUCAAAGACAAAGAUGAAUUGUUGAACCACCAAUCAUCGCUUCACCGGAAAAACAGAAACAAAAACAUUGUUCGCAUUACUGAUGGAGUGAUUAUUAAGGAUGGAAAAUAUGAGUGCCAAUUCUGUCACAAGACAUUUAGUGAAAGACAUCGGUAUAAUGGUCAUGUUGGUACCCAUGUGAGAUUCCAACCUAAGAUGGUUGGAGAGUUUGCUCAGUCUGUUUAUCCCACUUCUGUCAAUGUAUAUCCUACUCAAGAUAAUGCAGUGGAAGGAUCAUCAAAGUCUCAUAAUGCUAUGGAUGUUUGCAACACUAUCACAAAUAAUGGGCCAACUAUUUACUCAAAUCAUGAUAAAAUUGAUGGCCAUUUCGGAGAGUUUGAAGAUGGUAGUCGAAACAUUAGAGGGAUGGAUAAAGCUACUGAUACAGUCACUGAAACGAAUCAUUCGUCAGUUCUGGAGGUUCUCUUUACCAGCAAUAAGAAUAAAAGUUCACAUAACGACGCAUGCCUGAACGAUUCUGCUGCUGAAAUCAAUAAAGAUGGUUCUGUGAUGCAAGAGGGAAUGAUGAUGGAAUCAACUUUGUCUCAAAAUGGCGCUGCAGAUAGUGAUAUGACUGUCGGUGUGAUUGAGAAUUCUGUAUCUACCGAUAACCCCAUGCAAAGUAUGGCAUCUGAAUGUUUAUUAGAUUCUAAUGAUCAUAUGGAAGAAUGUCCGGUGGUGAAUGAUAAUCAGCAUAGAAGAAAUGAUAGCAAUCAAAAAACAAUGGAGCUCAACUUUGAUUCUCAGAAUCUUGGAUUGAAUGAAUCUGUAUUCUCUCUUUUUGGGACUCAAGGUCAAGGACAGCAAGAGAAGGAUUUAGCAGUUAGUAAGAGUGAUUUGGAAAUCUUGCCUUGUAAGGGCAUUGCUACCACCGAGACUGUAACUUCUGAACCAGAGGCAUCUAAACUUGAGAAAGGUCCUACCAUCAGUAUGCCCAUAGCUGAUAAUGGAAAAGCAUGUAAAGAAGACAAUGUUCCCUGCUCUGCAGUUACAUGUAAAGUCGGUGAUACACUUAGUUUCAGUAAAUGUGAGAAUGAGAGUUCCAAGGCGAAUAAUGAAGGUGCGGACAUGCAUGAGGAACUGCAAUAUGGAAUGGAUUCAGUUAUUCAGACUUGGAAUACGCAAGAUAAUGCGCCCAAUAAAGAUGUCUCUGAGAUAUUCUCUCAUCUUUUGGAUGUGCCAGGGGUGCAAGGCAUGUCUAAAAGUCAGUUAGCUGCUAAUGAUAAAAACCCAUAUCAUUAUGAAAAUAAUGAUGGUGGAGUUUGUGGAAGGGAGACAAAAAUGCCCGAAUUUGAUUGUCUCCAAAAUUUUGGGAGUGGUCAAUCUAGUGACUUUUUCAGCAGCAGCUCUGCUAUAGUAAGUUCCAAUUCCAUUACAGGAGCCAACCAGGAUACAAGACUUGGAGUGUGCUCUCCUUUUAUAUCUACAACUGAUAAGCAGUUAUCUGCAGAAGAUAAUAUGAUUACGAUGUUCAAUGAUACUAUGAAAGAGCACAGACAGGAUCCAUCUGAAGGUAUAUUACUCAAUCAGUCAGGUAUUUCAGAAAUGUCAAAUGGGGCAUUUUCAUCCGAUAAGGUUUACACUACUGCUAAUCCUUCUGAACUCAAUGGAAUCGAGAUUGCUGGUAAGCAUGAGCUAAGCCUUUCUUUUGGUAGUCUUCAGACAGAUAUGUGUGCAGAGUCGAAUAGGGUUGAACAGGAAAGCUAUCGAGGAAAUAGCUUUAACAUCGAGCCCGCUGGCCUUAAAACAUAUGGCAAUCCAACUCGUUCAAGUAUCCUGAGCAGUAACAUAGCUGCUGACAUGGAACAAGCCAGACCUUUUGGAUAUUCUAAUAUAUCCUUCAAUGACACAAUAAAUGAACCUGGCAAUAGUUUUAACGUGGUUCAGGGGGAAAGGGACUGGGACGGGACCAGAGGAAACGAGGUAAGAACUUCUAGCCAGAACUUUAUGGGUGCUUUUGGGAAUAGCAGCUUGCCAACCAGUGAGUGUGCUGCAGCUGAUGGUUCUUGGAGAAAUGGUCCUGAUAAUUUGUUUGGAGGUUGUUAUGAUGCUAAUUCAGCCCCACACAUUCAAUCUUCUAGCUUUUUUCCAACUUUUGGCCUUGCACCAACUACGGGGCAAGGAAGCUCAUUUGGUGUGGAUCACAACUACGGUAUUCAAAGUGACAUGAUGAGGCCAGUUAGAGCCCAACCCGUCGAAUACAGUUUCAUGAGUGAGCAACGUGUAAACUCGUUACCUGGAGAAGCCAAGAAUUUUCCAUAUGGUACAAAUAUGGAACAAGAGAUGGAUCCCUCAUUUUGGUUGGGAAAGGAUGCUUUAACGCCAAAUGCAUCCCGUAUUAGUCAGGCUACGUCCAUUUGCGUAUGGUGCAGCAACGUAUUCUUGAACGAGCACGUUGAAGCAGGAGCACAGACAGGUGCAAUUGGCACUAUCUGUCCAUCUUGCAGUUCGAGAAACCCGGGACAUUUCAAUGUGCUCUAGUGCACCCCGAUCUCCCUUCCAGCGCCGCCUUCCUCAGAUGAAUUCUUUUGCAACUCCCAAGAAUAUCUAUGACAAUAGGUAACCCAUUCGUUGCAGGAUUAUUACAGAAAGAUUUUUGGAAUUUUGGUUAGUUUUAGAAUGAAUCAAUAGAUAUGGCUGUACAUGUUUUUUUUUUUUUGACAGAUUGUAGAUGUUUUUUUUCCCAAUUCAAUU
Messenger RNA from Salvia hispanica, 3994 nucleotides. RefSeq lists its product as uncharacterized. The record is from RefSeq and is a predicted model, not a curated record. Gene Ontology annotation, molecular function: DNA binding. NCBI's taxonomy places the organism in Eukaryota, Viridiplantae, Streptophyta, Magnoliopsida, Lamiales, Lamiaceae.